Molecule: messenger RNA, 1009 nt
Organism: Sebastes umbrosus (honeycomb rockfish)
Lineage: Eukaryota; Metazoa; Chordata; Actinopteri; Perciformes; Sebastidae
Product: trace amine-associated receptor 1-like
Exons: 1
Coding region: 1-972 (323 amino acids)
Biological process (GO): adenylate cyclase-activating adrenergic receptor signaling pathway
Cellular component (GO): membrane
Molecular function (GO): G protein-coupled receptor activity
Source: RefSeq, a predicted model, not a curated record
AUGACUUACACUGUUAAUAACAUUCAUCCCUGCUAUGAAUCAGAUAGUUAUGUAUUUACAAGCAACCCAUCUGCAAUAUGUGUAUUAGUGUAUAUUUUUCUUGGCUUAUUAUCUUUUGCAACAAUAUGUGGAAACCUUCUUGUAAUAAUCUCCAUCAUGUACUUCAAACAGCUCCACACACCUACUAACUACCUUAUUUUCUCUCUGGCUGUGGCCGACCUGCUUGUAGGAGUUUUAGUUUGUCCUUUCAGCAUGGCAUUCACUGUAACCACAUGUCUGCAUCAUGAACAUGUAAUAUGUAAAGUAAAAGACAGCUUUGAUAUAACACUGUGCACAUCUUCUAUUCUGCAUUUAUGUUGUAUUUCCAUAGACAGAUAUUAUGCUGUGUGUCAGCCUCUGACAUAUAGAACUAAAAUUAAUUUUCAGGUUACUGUGAUCAUGAUCCUGGUGAGUUGGGGGAUUUCUGUUCUAAUUGGAAUUUGCAUCACAAUUGCAGGAUUCACCCAAGGAACAUGUGAAGAUAUUUGCUCAGUUGAUGUUAUAAUAGCAAACACUAUGGGACCUGUUCUCUCAUUUUACCUCCCGGCGAUCAUAAUGCUCUGUAUCUACCUGAAGAUUUUCCUUGUUGCUAAGAAACAGGUGAACAGCAUCCAGAACACAACUUGUCAGAGCACAAAGUCUGGAGCAACCGCCAGUAAGAUGGAAAGAAAAGCCACCAAAACUCUGGCUAUUGUUAUGGGAGUUUUUCUUUUAUGUUUGACUCCUUACUUUCUUCUCCUUGUCUUUCAGCCUUUAUCUUAUAAUCCUCCACCGAUUCCGGUGAUGGAAACACUCAACUGGCUUACACUGUCAAAUUCAAUGCUGAAUCCACUUAUUUAUGCUUUCUUUUACAGCUGGUUCAGAUCAGCUUUCAGAAUGAUCAUUUCUGGAGCAAUAUUUCAAGGUGAUUUUGCUAACUCAAAACUGUUUUGAUUAAAUUAUGGCUCUCUAGAAUACAUAUGUACAUGCU